GUUGGGUGGGAGCCGGCGGCGGCCGCGGUGCCGCCAUCCCGGUGCUGUCCCCGCGUCCCGGCCCGGCCCUGCCGCAGGGCCCGGGCCCUCCCGCCCUGCCGCCACCGCCAUGGACAAGUACCAGGUGCUGGGGCUGGUGGGAGAAGGCAGCUACGGGAUGGUGACCAAGUGCAGGAAUAGGGAGAGCGGGCAGAUCGUGGCCGUCAAGAAGUUCCUGGAGAGCGACGACGACGCGGCGGUACGGAAAAUCGCCCUGAGGGAAAUCAAACUGCUCAAGCAACUGAGGCACGAGAACCUGGUGAACCUGUUGGAUGUGUGUAAGAGGAAGAAGAGGUGGUACCUGGUGUUUGAGUUUGUGGAUCACACGAUGCUCAAUGACCUCGAGGACUCUCCCAAUGGACUGGACUUCGAGAGGGUUCGGAAAUACUUGUUUCAGAUUAUGAGAGCAAUUGCCUUUUGUCACAGCCAUAAUAUAAUCCAUCGGGAUAUUAAGCCAGAGAACAUCCUGGUUUCCCAGUCAGGAGUUGUGAAACUCUGCGACUUCGGGUUUGCCCGGCCCUUGGCCGCUUCUGGGGAAGCUUACACGGACUACGUGGCCACCCGCUGGUACAGAGCCCCGGAGCUGCUGGUGGGGGACAGCAAAUACGGCAGGCCUGUGGACGUGUGGGCUGUUGGUGCCCUGAUAACAGAAAUGCUUACAGGAGAGCCCCUUUUCCCUGGAGACUCAGACAUUGACCAGCUCUACCAUAUCACCAAGUGCCUGGGUAACUUAAUUCCAAGACAACAGGAGUUAUUCUAUAAAAACCCCCUCUUUGCCGGCCUGAAGUUGCCCGAGGUGAAGGAGCUCGAAUCCCUGGAGAAACGCUAUCCCAAGCUCCCUGCUGAAGCGCUGGAAUUAGCCAAGGAGUGCUUGCAGAUUGACCCAGACGAGAGACCGUCCUGCGCCCAGCUCCUGCAGGGUGAUUUCUUCAACAAGGACGGCUUUGCUGAGAGAUUUACUCAGGAGCUUAAACAAAUAAUCCAGAAAGAUACCAGAGACCAUCAGUUUCAAAAAAAAUCUAAAGUCAAUAAAAGGGACAAAGAUGAUGUUUCAGAAGAAAGAAAAAUCAUCAGCGUCCAGGAUUUCAGCAUAGGCCCAAGGAGCAAAGAUGGGAAGCUGAUAAAGACCAAGCCCUCUAAAGCUGAUGCAGAGAAAGCAGAUCGAUCCUCUAAGCUGAGCUUCCUCUAUGACAACACAAUCCACCCAUUGAAAUUGAGCCCUCAGACCAACCUGAAAGAUUCCAGCAGCAACUUGGACUAUGCCAAGAACCUGGGCACAUUUAUCCCUCCCAUCAACCAGAACUUCUCUCCUACAUUUGGGGUGGGGUCUGGGCCUGGGAGCCUUAAUUACAGACUUGAUGAAAAGAGUAAAAAAUACUUGAACCCCUUGCUAAAGGCACGGAAGCCUUCUCCAGUGGGGCGUUGCAAUGUCAGCCUGACACCGGCAAGUAAGAAGAAAUGGGAAUUCCUCAAGACAAAUGUGCGUUUGCCAGAACUAAAUCAUCUCCCCGAGCUGAGGGGAGCAGAAGCUCAGCAUCCCAGAUUUCUGAAGAAGGAAAAUAGAAUGUUUGCAGAGUCCCGAGUCCCCUCCCUCGCUGCUAUCGACCUUCAUAACUCAAGUCUGCCUUCACAGCAGCUGUCAGGGACCUUGAUGCCGGAUGCAUCAGAAGCCACCUUCCCCAGGGUCGAGCACUAGCCCUGGGGAGAUGGUCACACCUGCCUGUAAAAGGUGACUGAACAGUGGGAACAAUCCAUCUGAGUUUGCAGGGGCUAAAGCUGCCAGGUGUCUGCUGGGGAGAGAAUCCCUUACUCCUGUUGGUGCAGCAGACUGCACGGAAGGGCUUGGGUCCAGGCCAAGGAUGGAG
Molecule: messenger RNA, 1904 nt
Organism: Zonotrichia leucophrys gambelii
Lineage: Eukaryota; Metazoa; Chordata; Aves; Passeriformes; Passerellidae
Gene: CDKL2
Product: cyclin dependent kinase like 2
Exons: 13
Coding region: 110-1735 (541 amino acids)
Biological process (GO): protein phosphorylation
Cellular component (GO): nucleus
Molecular function (GO): protein serine/threonine kinase activity; ATP binding
Source: RefSeq, a predicted model, not a curated record